AUGGGGAGUUUUGCCAGUACUCACAAAGCUCGGGCGGAUAAGGCUACCACAAAGCCAGAGGCAAGCGAAACCUUGUCGACUGCGACCGCACCGACGGCUGCAUCGCCAACGGAGGAUGUGAAAAUGGAUGAAACAGCCGACUCCUUUGGCAAGGGUGAUUCCAUUACGGAAGGACAGUUGGAAAGUCUUCGCGUUAAGGACCCUCAGGCCUGGAAGGGAAACGCCUCCCCGCGCCCGCGGUCCGCGCUAAAGCACGGGAGCAGUACGGCGUCGUACGGCGCAGAUAGCGAGUCGUCGGGGGGUGUUGUGGAGCGCACACCUUCGGGCCGCCGAAUGCCCCGCAAGGUUUCCUUUCAGGUUCAAGGUCUGGGUAGUCCCCAAGAGCUCGGCGGAUCCUCGGCUGCCGGAGGCGGCAGUGAGGCCGGGGAGGGCGUGCCGGCGCACAAACGAGUGAAGGGGAGCGAGGAAUUUUCGAUGAGGUUCCUGGUGGAGAAGUUUUACGGCAAGGUGUUGGCACUGAAGGAGCUUCAGCCCUUUUUUGAUGGGGUAGAUAUGUUUAAGCUCAAGAACCAGCAGGAGGCGCUGAUGCUGCUGGUGUUUGGGGGAAAUGAGUUGUUGGAGGACGAGCUUCCAGGUUUAUCUGCCGACCUCCGUCUGAUCCACUUGCACCUCCUUUUUGAGGGCCUCAAUUUGUCACAUUGGCAAAUAUUUGCAGACACUUUUGGCCAGACUUUGGACGAGCUUCCCCAGAUCCCCGAGGAUGUGAAGCAGCGGGCCAAGGACUACAUGGCAACUACCAAACACCACUUCAGACCCAUUGAGCCGGAGGAGUGGCCGCCGAAGGUGGUGUACAAGGGCUGGACGAAACGCAGCUGCCCUUUUCAUUCCUCAUUUAAGCGCCCGUCGGCCGUUCAGACGACUUCUUCUUCUGCAGUGCCGCCGUCGGCAGGAGCACCAGCACCAGCCGCAGGAGCUUGUUGUGGGGGGGCGGGGUUGACGACGAAUGGACUACUACAGCAUCAAGAACAACAUCACCACCAUCAACAGAAAGCCGACGGUGAUGAUGAUGACGGCGAUGAUGACGACGACGAGUUCAUCUUGCCGGGAAUUAACAGCCCCUUGCCAGUGGUGCCUGGGCAGGAUGUCUCGGCCUCGGAAGCCGCGGGGAACUCCGCGAAUACGUCACAACCUGUGUCUUAA
This is a messenger RNA of Volvox carteri f. nagariensis, 1200 nucleotides long. RefSeq lists its product as uncharacterized. Gene Ontology annotation, molecular function: heme binding; oxygen binding. Lineage: Eukaryota; Viridiplantae; Chlorophyta; Chlorophyceae; Chlamydomonadales; Volvocaceae. The coding region runs from base 1 to 1200 and encodes 399 amino acids. The transcript is spliced from 9 exons. The record is from RefSeq and is a predicted model, not a curated record.